AUGUCAGGUGUUUAUCGCCCAAAGCGUCAGCGCUACACACUUGAGCAGAGCCCUCAGGAUGAAGUGGAAGAACACGUAGCAGCUGCCCCCUCUUCUCAUGAGAAUUCAGCAGCUGUAGGGCUGUCUGCUCCUGGGACACCAAGUGAGUCCCAAAAUCCUGAGCAAACCACCACCACUUCCAGUGUGUUGAUCACAGUCGAUGAAGAAUCCACCCAGGAAGAGGGGAAUUCAAGUUCUGGCGAUGAGCCAAAUAGUGAAUCCUUGUUCACGCCUUCAAUAGAAGGCAAGGUGGCUGAAAUGAUGGAGUUCCUGCUCACCAAGUAUCAGACAAAGGAGCCCACCGUAAAGAUAGAUAUGCACAGGAUUGUUGAAGGAUAUGAGGCCUGCUUCCCUAUAAUAUUCCAGAGAGCCUGUGAGUGUAUAGAGCUCGUCUUUGGCCUCACUGUGAAGGAAGAUGAUCAUCUUGACAAUGGCUAUGUCUUCUGCAGUACCCUCGGCCUCACCUGUGAGGGGAUCCUGAAGAAUGACCAUGGCGUGCCCAAGGGUGGGCUCCUGAUGGUUGUCCUGAGUACAAUCUUCAGAGAGGGCAACUGUGCCACUGAGGAGAGGGUCUGGAAAGUGCUGAGUAGAAUAGGGGUGUAUCCUGGGAUUGAGCAUGCUAUCUAUGGGGAGCCCAGGAAGUUCCUCACCCAAGAGUUAGUGCAGGCAAAGUACCUGGAAUAUCGCCGGGUCCCCAACUGUCAUCCUGCUCUUUAUGAAUUCCUGUGGGGUCCAAGAGCCCAUGAGGAAACGAGCAAGAUGAAAUUCAUAGAGUUUUGGGCUCAGGUUAAUGAUACUAUUCCAAGUGCCUUCCCAGACUAUUAUGAGGAAGCAUUGAAGGAAGAGCGAGCCAAGGCCAUGGCCAGUUCAAGUGCUAGUCCCUGA
Molecule: messenger RNA, 924 nt
Organism: Echinops telfairi (small Madagascar hedgehog)
Lineage: Eukaryota; Metazoa; Chordata; Mammalia; Afrosoricida; Tenrecidae
Product: melanoma-associated antigen 10
Exons: 1
Coding region: 1-924 (307 amino acids)
Biological process (GO): negative regulation of transcription by RNA polymerase II
Cellular component (GO): nucleus
Source: RefSeq, a predicted model, not a curated record